AUGGGAUAUGGAGAACUUAAAAUACGAAGCUAUGAUGUUCAAAUUCAUAGAGCUGGAGUGGAAGAUCUUGAGAGAAGAUGUGAGGUAGGCCCAACUAAACGAGUAGUUCUCUUCACGGAUACUAUGGGUGACCCCAUUUGUAGAAUCAGAAACAGUCCGAUGUACAAGAUGCUGGUAGCCGAGUUGGGCAGCGAAUUGGUUGGUGUCAUUCAAGGCUCUAUAAAACUUGCAACCGUUCAUAAACCUCCAAAGAAUCUAGCCAAGUUGGGUUAUGUGUUAGGCUUAAGAAUUGCACCACUUCAUCGACGAAAAGGGAUUGGAUCGAGGUUAGCGCUUGAAUUGGAAAAAUGGUUCAUUGCAAAUGAUGUUGACUACGCUUACAUGGCUACGGAGAAAGAUAAUGAAGCAUCAGUUAAUCUCUUCAUAAACAGGCUUGGAUAUGCCAAAUUCAGGACUCUAGCCAUUCUUGUUAAUCCAGUUGAUCAUCGCGCGUCACGUUUGUCAUCAAAAACUGAGGUAGCAAAGCUCGAAGUUGAAGAAGCUGAGUGUCUAUAUCGCAAGUUCAUGACUUCAACCGAGUUUUUCCCUGAUGAUCUAGGGAAUAUUCUAAGAAACAAGCUUAGCUUGGGGACUUGGGUGGCUUAUCCAGAAGGGGAGUCAUGGGAUGAUUUUGGUUCAGAUGGGAAAGUUCCAAGUAGUUGGGCAAUGCUUAGUGUAUGGAAUAGUGGGGAGCUCUUCAAGCUAAGAUUAGGGAAAGCGCCCUUAUCUUGCUUCAUGUACACUAAGACUUCAAGAAUGAUUGAUAAAAUAUUUCCAUGUUUUAAAUUGCCUACAAUACCGGAUUUUUUCAGUCCAUUCGGAUUCUACUUCGUGUAUGGAGUGCACCGUGAAGGACCAUUAUCAGGAAAGCUGGUUGGAGACUUGUGCCAAUUUGUGCACAAUAUGGCGACAAAGACCAAAGGUUGUAAGGUUAUUGUAACAGAAGUAGGCGGUAACGACAAUAUCCUAAGGCGUCACAUCCCCUAUUGGAAAUCACUCUCCUGUCCAGAAGAUUGGUGGUGCUUAAAGGCCUUGAAAAAUGAAGAGAGCACAACCCAUCAAUUGCCAAGAAUGCCACCGACAACAACAUCCAUUUUUGUAGACCCGAGAGAGGUCUGA
This is a messenger RNA of Dovyalis caffra, 1158 nucleotides long. The record is from the annotation of a GenBank genome assembly. NCBI's taxonomy places the organism in Eukaryota, Viridiplantae, Streptophyta, Magnoliopsida, Malpighiales, Salicaceae.